Chilo suppressalis (striped riceborer) is the source of this 1695-nucleotide messenger RNA. Lineage: Eukaryota; Metazoa; Arthropoda; Insecta; Lepidoptera; Crambidae. The record is from the annotation of a GenBank genome assembly.
AUGUAUAUCAAUUAUUUUGUGAGUUAUUUAUUUUUCCUCGAUAUCAUCUACUUUGUUAGCGGUGCGGCCCCCAACGUCCAGACGAGCACUCAAGUCAGUGUUUGCUCGACCCGCGCGUCGUCGUGCGAAACCAGUGCGGGUACCAAACGACCAGUCUGCGGCACAGACGGUCGCACCUAUCCGACGAGAUGUCACCUUAUGAAGGCCCAGUGUUCCUCAGAACCCGUCGCAAUCGCACACAAGGGCCCGUGUCUCGAAGGCCAGUCGUCGUGCAUGAUCGCGCUACGGUACGCCCUGAACGCUCAGAGUGGGCGUCGAGCGCCGUUCGUACCGCGGUGCCGUGCCGACGGCACCUAUGCCGCCGUGCAAUGUGCCAGCGCCGGCGCCGCCGCAAGCUGCUGGUGCGUCUCGCCGGACGGGAAACCGCUGCCGGACACCGCCGUGCGGAACGGCAGGCCCGACUGUACGAGAACUGGUAAAUCACAUACGAGACGACGUUCAUCUGUUCGAGGUCAGCGGAAUAAAAGAAGUUGCACUCGAACCGACCGUGCCUUAUUUAACGGGAAUUUGAUCAAGAUCUUUGGAGGAGACUACGAACGGGUCAGGCCCGCCAACAGUGCCCCGCCAGAGCCAAGAGAGGUCGCCGACUGGAAGUUCAGAGAAUUAGACCGGGACAAGAGUGACACCCUGCGGAAAUCCGAGUACAGGGGACUCAGGAGGCUUAUAAAAAAGGUGGUAAAGCCCAAACGCUGCGCCCGCGCCUGGGCUCGCGGCUGUGACGGCGACGGCGACGGAGAGAUAGCCCACGAGGAGUGGGUGGCCUGCUUGCUGGUCAACCCGGAACCGCCAGCACCGGACUUCUCUCUCCGUUUCUUCAUGUCGUUGAAUGCAGACGAGGACAGCGCUCCCGAAGCGGAGCCCGAUUAUAACGAAGAGGAACCACCGCCAGAACCGAGCGCAGUGAUGCGAGGGAUAAUGAGGAACUCUUUCGCACCGGACGGCCAGGACGCCGAGUCCCGGCGUGAAGACGAAGCCAACGACUGUUUAACUGACCGCCAAGCCGUCUUGGAUGAACAGAAAGCCGGUGGCGCCGUACUCUACGUACCAGAGUGCACGGGCGAUGGUAGAUACGCGCGCGCGCAAUGCUACCGAUCCACGGGAUAUUGCUGGUGCGUUCACCAGGACACGGGCAAACCCAUACCGGGCUCCUCGGUCAAAGACAGGAAGCCGGACUGCGAUGCGGCGCCCCAACACGCCAGCCCGAUGAGAGGUUGUCCUGAAAAGUCGAAGUUCCUACGCGAUUUAAGAAAUUUCUUCAUAACUAAGAUGACUGCAGCUACUAACGGCACUGGUCCUGGAGAAAUGGUGCGAUGGGGCGCUUCCAACGAGGAACAAGCGGCGACUUGGACUUACGUGAUGUUAGAUAAGGACAAAAACAAAGCGUUGGAGCGGCGAGAGUGGAAGGCGUUCCACCAGCUGAUUGCCAACGUGGAUCAGCUGCGGCGAUGCGGACGCAAACUGCCGCGUUACUGCGACGUAAACCACGAUACGAAGAUCAGCAUUACUGAAUGGAUGGCUUGCCUGGAAGUCACGCAGGCGUCACAUGGGCCCAGCACUGAAUCGACGAAGCCACCCUCAAAUCCUAGAAGAAAAGGCCCCAACCCACUAGAGUCAAUUCUAAAGGCUGAUGAUUGA